This is a messenger RNA of Exophiala aquamarina CBS 119918, 2265 nucleotides long. RefSeq lists its product as uncharacterized. Gene Ontology annotation, cellular component: nucleolus. Gene Ontology annotation, molecular function: ATP binding; RNA helicase activity; nucleic acid binding. The coding region runs from base 1 to 2265 and encodes 754 amino acids. The transcript has a single exon. Lineage: Eukaryota; Fungi; Ascomycota; Eurotiomycetes; Chaetothyriales; Herpotrichiellaceae. The record is from RefSeq and is a predicted model, not a curated record.
AUGUCCAAGUCAGUGACAAAACGAAACGUCAACUCACAGGAACAAAAGCCAAAUAAGAAGCAGAAAAUCUCAGGGUCAAGUGCACCGCCACCACCAUCAGGUGCCAAAGCCAGAGUCAGGGUUCGAGGGGAUGCGCUGAAAUGGAAGCCAGUCACACUGCCAGGCAGGCUGGAUGAUGCCGAGGGGUUGUACGGGCUAGAGGAAAUCGACGGUGUGGAGGUGGUUCGGGACGAGGCCAAUAAUCAUGUGAUGUUCCAGCCGAAAUCAGAUGAGAGUGUGGAUGCGGAUCAGAACACGCAAGAAGACUUUGAGGAUCACGAUGAGUGGGCGGGCUUUGACGAUGAGACCAUACCCUCUAACAAGCGGAAGACCGAUAAAGCGAGCAAGGUUUCAAAAUCCGCUACUGGAACAGCGAAAAACAAAGGUAAAACUGCAAAUACCGCCAAGUCCGAGAAGGUCAAUGUCAAGACCAACCAGCCAAAGCGAAAGCAUGACAUCGAGCCCGAUGUGCAUUUCAGUCUUCUCAGCGACUCCGCCGAUGAACCACAAGUCGACGUGUCAGCAUGGAAAGAACUUGAUCUGUCGCCUCCGACACUAUCACAGCUCGCGCGAUUGAAGUUCUCCACACCGACACCAAUUCAAGCAGCCGCGAUCCCUGCGAUUCGACAGGGCCACGAUGUCAUCGGCAAAGCAGUCACCGGUUCUGGCAAGACCCUCACGUUUGGCCUCCCCAUCUUUGAACAUUGGUUGCAAACCAAGGAAGAGCAGCAGCAUCAAGAGCUUGUCUCAGAGGCGCAGGCGAAAGCAACAGCACCGGUCCUUGCAUUGAUUCUCGCCCCGACGCGAGAACUGGCCCUGCAAUUGAACAGGCAUCUGAACGAGCUGUGUAUAGGACUACAGAAGCGGCCUCGGAUCUCCGCCGUGACUGGUGGAUUGUCCAUCUACAAACAGCAGCGGUUGCUGGAACAUGCAGAUAUUGUGGUUGCGACCCCUGGCCGUCUGUGGGAGGUCAUGAAUGACUCGUCUGCAAGUUCCAACCCUGAUGAAUUAAUGGAUCGGCUCAAGCAGAUCAGGUUCUUGGUCGUUGACGAAGCUGAUCGACUUCUCAGCGAGGGGCAUUUUAAAGAGGUUCAAGAUAUUCUGGAUGCAUUGGAUCGAGAGGUCUUUGAGGAGGAUCAGCCUGGAGUACCGAAGACCCCAAAAUCACCUCGCCAAACCCUUGUCUUCUCGGCAACUUUCCAGAAGGGGCUCCAGCAGAAGCUCACAGCAAAACGCAAACCCGGAGCCCAGGCUAAAAGUGAACUUCUCGACAAUCAACAGUCUAUGGAAUAUCUGCUGAAGAAACUCGCUUUUCGUGAGGCAAAGCCUACGUUUAUUGAUGUCAAUCCUACCUCACAGAUGGCUACAGCAUUGGACGAGUCUAUUGUGGAGUGCGGGGCCAUGAAGAAGGACCUCUACCUGUACACCUUACUAAUGCAAAAUCCUACCUCGAAAACCAUUGUCUUCACGAACAGCAUUUCGGCAGUGAAACGACUCACUCACCUACUUCAAAAUCUGAAGCAACCUGCAGUAGCACUACAUUCAACAAUGCCACAGAAGUCCCGCUUGCGUUCCCUAGAAAGGUUUGCCGGUCAAAGGACUAUUCUCGUAGCAACCGAUGUCGCAGCACGAGGCUUGGAUAUAAGAGGCAUCGAAUUAAUUAUCCAUUAUCAUGUGCCUCGAACUGCCGACAUGUAUGUGCAUCGUUCUGGCCGAACCGCUCGGGCUCAAAGCUCUGGGCGGUCAAUCCUUCUUUGUUCACCUGACGAAGUGGGCGGUGUAACGAGACUGAUCCUGGAGGUACACAAGAGUAACAAGCCACCGGUGAUUGUGGAGACUGACAGACGGAUUGUCACAAGACUUGAGAGCCGCCUCAACCUUGCACAGAAAAUCACCGAUGCCUCUCUGGCUCGAGAAAAGACAUCGAGCAAGGACGAGUGGCUACGAACCGCAGCUGAGGAACUUGGAGUUGAUUAUGAUUCUGAAGACUUCGAGGUUCAAGGCCAGAAAGGCCGGCGAGGCAGAGGAGGCGGAAAGGCACAAAAGGAAAAGGAAAGAGGUGCAGUGACCAAAGAUCAGAUUCAACAGUGGCGUUCCGAAUUAGAGGGCAUGCUGAACAAAAGAGUCAAUCUUGGUGUCAGCGAAAGAUAUCUGGCUGGCGGUCGUGUCAACGUGGAGGCACUGCUCAACGAGAAAAUGGACGCCGCGUUCCUAGACGGCCGGUAA